Molecule: messenger RNA, 2043 nt
Organism: Oncorhynchus mykiss (rainbow trout)
Lineage: Eukaryota; Metazoa; Chordata; Actinopteri; Salmoniformes; Salmonidae
Product: T-box brain protein 1
Biological process (GO): positive regulation of DNA-templated transcription; regulation of transcription by RNA polymerase II; cell fate specification
Cellular component (GO): nucleus; chromatin
Molecular function (GO): RNA polymerase II cis-regulatory region sequence-specific DNA binding; DNA-binding transcription factor activity, RNA polymerase II-specific
Source: RefSeq, a predicted model, not a curated record
CCACAGGUCUGAACUCGCUACCCAGUACCACCCUAUGCUCUCCUCAAGUGAAGGGCUGAACUGAAAAGAAGAACCUAACACGUUCUAAUAAAGAAACCACAGGGAUGACAAAUCUGUCAGACGCAGACGACUUUAUCGACUCGGAGGACUCAUUUGGUGACGGCGACAAGGGAAGCAGUAGGCAGUCUGCUCAAGAGACCGUCUGCGACAAUCGUCAUAACUUCCAUGGAUCUACAGAGGGACCGUAUCCCUCGUCUCAGCCCAGCCCCAGCCAAGCUCAGUCCGCGUCUGCUGCCUCGCCUGGUACCAUGUUCCCACACCGGACACUGCACGGAGCCACCUACCCUGCCCUCGCCAUCACCAGUUCGGGUCACUACAUGGCACACCAUCCUGUGGUCACGCAAGGCUCAUAUAAUAGCCUCUUGACCACUACGUCACCUCAAGGCUUCCCAGCGCCCGGAUAUUUUUACGCCCAGCCAUACGGGCAUGGCCACCAAGGAGGUGCUUUCCACAAGACCUCAGCAAUGCAAACCGGGAUGGUUUUUGGUAAAGCGCAAGUUUAUCUCUGCAAUAGGGCUCUGUGGCUCACGUUUCACAGGCACCAAACAGAGAUGAUCAUCACUAAACAGGGGCGACGAAUGUUUCCAUUCCUGAGCUUUAAUAUAUCUGGACUUGAUCCGACGGCAAAUUACAAUAUUUUUGUGGACGUCAGUCUCGCGGACCCUAAUCACUGGCGGUUCCAAGGAGGACAGUGGGUACCCUGCGGUAAAGCUGAGUCAAAUGGGACAGGGAACAAGGCCUACAUGCAUCCAGACUCUCCGAACACCGGCGCGCACUGGAUGCGUCAAGAAAUUUCUUUUGGAAAACUGAAGUUGGCAAAUAAUAAAGGGGCAUUGGAAAGUGCAGGGCAGAUGGUUGUCGUUCAGUCCCUCCAUAGGUACCAACCCCGUCUUAAUGUGGUCGAGGUGCACGAGGAUGGGGCCGAGAACGCCAGUCAACCCAGACAGUCAUUUACGUUCCCCGAGACGCAAUUCGUUGCAGUCACAGCAUACCAGAACACAGACAUAACACAGCUGAAAAUAGACCAUAAUCCUUUCGCAAAAGGUUUUCGGGACAAUUAUGACAAAAUCUACACAGGCUACGAUAGUGACCGGUUGACGCCAUCGCCGAGUGACUCGACCUACGCCCAGUUUGUGCCCGGUGCCAGAUAUGCACUUGCUAAUUCUUUCCUUCAGCACCAAUUCGUCAGCACUUAUGCCAAGUCCUGUUUCCGCCCUAGCGCAGGAGCUACGUCUGGACUAGACUAUAACGUCCCCUUAACUAACAACAUGCUGUCACCGCAAACCAGCGAGGAGGACACGAUGGCGGCAUCCCCGAGAUGGUUUGUGACACCGACCAACAACAGACUGGACUAUGCCUCCCGCACAAAUGACGCGACUGGAAACACGGCAACUUUGCUGUCAUAUGCAACAGCUGGAAAGGCACUACAGCUGUCCGCAACGGACAGUUCGGGUAGAGCCCUUACUUAUUACGCAGAACCAACGGAUUUUGCGCCUACCUCACCCCAGUAUUGCGGUGCGCCUAGCCCGGCUCUGUCCUGCUGGACUAAUGGACACGCUAUUGGUACUGCGGACUUUGAUGAGGUCCUCUCACUUUCAAAGGAGAGUUUGCCAACGAGUGUCUCUGAAGACGCAAAACCACAAGAUAUCUCGGAGUCUAGUUGGAUAGAGACAUCAUAAACUGAAUUGAAGAGAUAUCCCAUCCUAGGUUAUUGGCACCAGUCGAAAUAGUCAUCUGGAAAUUGUUCAUUCGUUUUUUCAUUAGACUGCAUUUUUGGAUUAGCCUACAGUGGGCUGUGGAUAUGACUGAAGUAUUAAAAUGUUAACGACAAAAUGGUCUAUUUAAGCUAUAAUAAUGUAUCUAUAUAACAUUAGCUGUAGUCCCACUCUAGAUGUUUUCAUUGAAUCCUGUUUUCUAAUUUGACUGAUUUGAUUGAUUGAUUUUGAUUUGUUGAAUACAUUUCUGGAACGUGUUCAUGUCUUA